Molecule: messenger RNA, 2778 nt
Organism: Myxocyprinus asiaticus (Chinese sucker)
Lineage: Eukaryota; Metazoa; Chordata; Actinopteri; Cypriniformes; Catostomidae
Product: probable E3 ubiquitin-protein ligase MGRN1
Exons: 17
Coding region: 322-1947 (541 amino acids)
Biological process (GO): protein ubiquitination; endosome to lysosome transport; negative regulation of G protein-coupled receptor signaling pathway
Cellular component (GO): nucleus; cytoplasm; plasma membrane
Molecular function (GO): ubiquitin protein ligase activity
Source: RefSeq, a predicted model, not a curated record
GCUCUGUGAAAGAAUCUCGCGAGAAUAUAGGUUCAUCAGAGGGGUGCCUUUUCUAAGUCUUGUUUUGUUUUUAGUUAUUUUGUCAGCGAUUUUACAUCGUUUACUUGACGUCUACUACGAGUUAAUUAGUCCGUCUGUUUAUCAUAGGAGUUAAAACGUCGAUCCAGAAGUUGGUUUUGUGAUCGCAGUAGUUUUAUCGUCAGAGAUGAGAAUGUAUCCAUAGCGAAGGACGCACAUCCAGCUAACUGUAAAAGCUAACAGUCCAAACAAACAUUCUGUUAUCCACAUAUAUCAGUCAUUAACAGCCAUUCACAUCUAAAAAUGGGUUCAAUACUUAGCAGGAGAAUUGCUGGAGUUGAGGACAUCGAUAUUCAAGCCAAUUCUGCGUACCGUUAUCCCCCCAAAUCAGGAAAUUAUUUCACCAGUCAUUUUUUCAUGGGAGGAGAAAAGUUUGACACGCCCCACCCUGAGGGAUACCUUUUUGGAGAAAAUAUGGAUUUAAAUUUCCUAGGCAACAGACCUGUGCAGUUUCCCUAUGUGACCCCUGCAACGCAUGAGCCUGUGAAGACAUUAAGGAGUUUGGUGAACAUCAGGAAGGAUUCUUUACGUCUUGUGAGGUAUAAGGAUGAUUCUGACAGCGCACCAGAGGACACAGGAGAUCCAAAAGUCCUUUACAGUGUUGAAUUUUGCUUUGAUACUGAUGCCAGAGUGGCUAUUACACUAUACUGCCAGGCCUUUGAGGAGUUUGCCAAUGGGAUGGCAAUAUACAGCCCCAAGAGCCCUUCAAUGGUGUCUGAGACAGUCCAUUAUAAGAGAGGGAUAAAUCAACAAUUUUCUCUGCCAUCCUUUAAGAUUGAUUUCACCAAAUGGAAGCCUGAAGAGCUGAAUUUUGAUCUGGACAGAGGUGUUUUCCCUUUGGUGGUCCAGGCAAUAGUGGAUGAUGGAGAUGAUGUCACAGGACAUGCACAUGUCCUCUUGGCAGCCUUUGAGAGGCAUGUUGAUUGCAGUUUCUCAGUAAAGCCUUUGAAACAGAAGCAAAUAGUGGACCGUGUCAGCUAUCUGCUACAGGAAAUUUAUGGCAUUGAAAACAGGAACAAUCAAGAGACAAAGUCCACAGAGGAUGAGAACAGUGACAACAGCAGCGAGUGUGUGGUCUGUUUAUCAGACCUGCGUGACACACUCAUUCUCCCUUGCAGGCACCUGUGUCUGUGCAAUGCCUGUGCUGACACACUGCGUUACCAGGCCAACAACUGCCCUAUCUGCAGACUGCCAUUCAGAGCCCUGCUUCAGAUCCGAGCUGUUAGAAAGAAAACGGCAGCCACUCUCUCCCCGGUUUCCUUUAGCCCAGUGCUGUCCCAGAGCUCGGACCAUACUGAGCAUUCGAAUGCUGACAACAUUCCUCCUGGCUACGAGCCCAUCUCCCUUCUGGAGGCCCUGAACGGAGUGCAGCCCAUGUCCCCUUCAAUCCCAUCAGUGCCUCUCUAUGAGGAGAUUCAGUUUUCUGGAGAGAUGGGUGAUCCCCUCAACCUGACAGGGCGUCAGCAGAGCGUAGACACCGCGUCAGUGAAGGGCAAAGGCAGCAAGUCACCAGAUGGGUCUACACGUUCUCCCUCAUCCCCCAUACAGGAGGAGGAAGAUGAGGAGAGGCUGUCGGAGCUAUCUGAUGCCCAGCCUCGGUCUGUUCUGCCCUGCAGCCUCACUCCUACUGAGGAGACAAUAGAGGGUGUGUCCGCUAAUCCUGGCUUCCCAAAUUCAGGUUCAGAGAGCAGAUCGCUGGAUGUGUCAGUGAGCGAAAUCCUGCAGGACUGCCAGAGUGAGCGCAGUAGCCUGAGCCGGACAGAAAGUGACCCCUCAGCAGAUCUGGCCCUGCCUGGUGAGCUGCUAACACACACUCAGUACCCCACCAUCCUAACAGCCCCACGUCUGAGUCGUGGUCCACCGCUGUAGAGGAAUGUUGAUUCUGGGUCAUCAGAGUCCAUUGAAAGCCUGAAGAGUCAGAGCACCAGCAGCUCCAGUCACCCCUUGCUCUGCCUCCCCAGCACCCUGCACAUUGAAGAUGAGCAUCUCACUCCAUAAUAGCUGCUGAUUUUGUCAGAGACGCUCUCUCUUUAUCUCACUAUACAAAUCAAACUAUUUCAAUCCCAACAGAUAUUGUUCCAUGAAUGCUACCUUGUCUCAAUCAAGAUUAUAAGCAUCAAAAUCUUACGUUGAAGUGUCCAAAACAUUUGUCUUGAAGUAGAUAUUUGUAAAUGAAACACUACACAGAAAUUUAGCUUACUAAAAAAAAAAAAAAAAAAAAAACGAGAGGUUUAUAAGACUGUAACACAUUUUACCUUCACUGCCCUGGCUUCUUCUUUUUGAAGUAUGCAGCUUCAUGGUGGUUUAUGUCUGUGUACUUGAUGUGUUUUAUUGUCUUGUAUAAUCAGCAAAUGAACACUAAGUGCAUCAGGUAAUCAGAUUGCUAUCUGAUACGGACACAUAAUAUAAUCAUAUACUUAUCCAGUUAAAGUAAUCAUAUAUGUCUGUAUCUUAUAUAUUUGUUUUGUGCCUUACAGUAGUGUGGCUGUCCCUUCCUCCUUCCUUUGAAACAUACAAAAUGGGAAGCUGUAGCACUUAAAGCUUUAAUAAGUAGUUCAUAGGGGGAUUUGCCAUCAUUUAAAGUGACAUAUCUGAUGCUUUUUAGUGAAUUCACUGCUGCUUCUCUAUGUCAAGCACCUUUAAAGGUAAAGUAUAUUUGUAUGUCGUUAAAUCGUUUUAUCAUAAAGUGUUGUGCACUAA